This is a messenger RNA of Linnemannia hyalina, 1923 nucleotides long. NCBI's taxonomy places the organism in Eukaryota, Fungi, Mortierellomycota, Mortierellomycetes, Mortierellales, Mortierellaceae. The record is from the annotation of a GenBank genome assembly.
AUGUCGAAUACCGAGGCAACACAGAUCAGCACACAUGGCAGGAACAGGGAUGACAUGAGGCGUGAUGCCAAGAGCUUGUUGAACCGGCUUAGGUCUAUUCAGGCAGAUGCGGCUUUUGUCAGCGAGAUCUCGGACCUCUUCCCCCAGUUCCCUGUCAUCGCAAACGAGCGGUGCGGGACGUGGUAUGUCCACCCCUCCAAGAUCCAUAAGCCAGGGGUGUACUUCAAGUCGACAGACGGGCAUACAGGAAUUUGGGACUUCAACCUGCGACGAUACAACCCACACUUGAUCACGACCAUCAUCAAGCACGGAGGAUGCAUUAUUGUGGAUUCGACAAGGAAGGGCAAACGAGUCCCGGACGCACUGUCAAAGACAAUCCCGAUCUGGUGUGGGACCAUCAAUAAUGCCGUUCGGAAAUGUGCGCUCCAGAAUCAGGCUGCCCAUGAGAACAGUGGCGAAGCAGUAGCAGGUGGACACAUUUUGGAGAAGGAGCAGGAUGGGUUAUCAACAUGGAAAACCGCAGCAGAAGAGAUAACUACAACUAAGGAUGAGUCAGGGGCAGAAGCAUCAGAAGCGGCGGCGUUGUUGAUUCCGGCGUUGAAUGGCGACAGUUGGGAUACGCGGUAUCAUUCCCUCCCUAGUUUGAUCUCAAGAUCUGAGCAUGUCCAGAUUGCGGACAAAAUUGAGGGCUUUGCCGAGAAACUCAUGAGGUUCACGGAUAUGACACCAUUGACGACAAAGCUCCUAAAGCCCAUCCGCCCCAUCUGGCUGACACCACAAAGCUUCCUCCUCCGACACGACUUGCCAGACUACAGUCAAUGCUCGUUCCUCCCAGUGAUCUGUCUAAGCGCAUCACGUGUUGUUCAGGACGGGAUGGAGGAACGGGAUGGGUACCUUUAUGUCCAGGGAUCGGGCGAUGAUGAAGAGAUGUGGUCGAAGGGGUUGAAACCUGAACUGUUCUGGGAGAAUGAGGAUUAUCUGCUGGAGGAAGGGAUCUCGUCGGCGGAGUGUGAGCUACGCGCGGGGGAGGUUGUGAAGGAGGCAAAGCAGAAGUUGAUGGAAAAAGCUAGGCAUCGCCAGGAACAGUUGCAGGAGCGGAAAAUAUCUACGAGAAACGAGGACUAUGGACAUGGUGUGGUAGAAGGAGGGAGGGUUCAUUUCACGCCGUCGAUGGAGUUGUGUUCAGAGAUCAAGCCGAGUUCAAUUUGGAUCGGGAAUAAUGCCAGCGGGCGGAUACCGGAUUGUUGGGAUGCGGGAUUCGAUAUGGUCAUCAACUGUGGCGCAGAGAUUAAACGACACCCUCUGUGCGAGUUCAGUAAUAACGGUGGAGAAAUGGAAGCAAGGAGAUAUAUUACGGUUCUUGGAGGUGCUGGUCAAGGUGGAGCUCAGGCGACACUUUGUGUGCUCCAGAAGCAUCAAUGGAGUGCUAUCGAGUCGUCAGCGGUAACAGCGGCAGAGCAACGAGACAACCCCCCAGCGCGCAAGGAGGGCGAGAAGGACUUUUAUUACCUACACCUCCCAAUCGCCGAAGGAAAGAAGGGCCAGCAUCAGUUGUUGGAGAUGAUACCUAUGGCGAUCAAGGCCGUCCACCUCAUGUUCACUACAAACAACAAGGAUACCAAAGCCGGUCAGGAAAUAAGGAAACCGAGGAUAUUGGUGCAUUGCCAGCAGGGCAUGGAUCGAUCUGUCGGGAUCUCGUUGGCGCUGCUUGUGUCGUGUUUUGACGAGACGACAGGUGCGUAUUCCAGUAGUGGUGAUGACGACUUUGCGAAGGCGAGGGCAAGUAAGGAACUGAUCCAGAGGCGGUUGUUCCAGGUCAUGUCGCAUCGUCUGGCUGCGCGGCCGUCAAGGGCCACCCUCAAGAUGGUCAAUACUUUCUUCAUGAGUCCCACCGAUCCUCCACCUGCCAAGUACAAAUCAUAA